Bipolaris maydis ATCC 48331 is the source of this 741-nucleotide messenger RNA. Its product is annotated as ribosomal L28e protein family-domain-containing protein. NCBI's taxonomy places the organism in Eukaryota, Fungi, Ascomycota, Dothideomycetes, Pleosporales, Pleosporaceae. The record is from RefSeq and is a predicted model, not a curated record. Gene Ontology annotation, cellular component: cytosolic large ribosomal subunit; ribosome. Gene Ontology annotation, molecular function: structural constituent of ribosome. Gene Ontology annotation, biological process: translation.
AUGGCCACCACUAUCUCGCACGACCUUGCCUGGGAGAUUACCAAGGGACGCAGCUCCACGCUCGUCAAGAGGGCAAAUGGCGUUCAGUUCUCGCGCGAUCCUCUUAACCUGAGGAACCUUUACAGCCGCAAGAACGAGGGCUCAAUCGCCAACAAGGCUAUCGGUGUCAUCCCCGGCAAGGAGGGUGGUGUCACUCUUCUCACCAAGAAGGCCGACAAGCACCACCAACCCGCAUCCGCCAUCCAAACCACCACCUUCGGCCCCAACAAGUCCACCCGCAAGACCUACUCCGCUAUUGUCAACGCCACCACCAAGCGCAACUACCGCCCCGACCUCCGCAAGGACGCCGUCGCCAGGGCCUCUGCCAUCCGCAAGAGCCAGAAGCCCGUCAAGGCUGACAAGCCAUCAAAGCCCAGGGGUGUCAAGGCCAAGGCUGCCGCUGCUGAGAAGGCAUAGAUUAUGAGUGGCUGGAAAAUGUGCUGCAUGUGAAUUGGUUCGGAGUUCAACUUCAUUCGGUUCAUCUUCUGUGGGAUUCGGAGCUCAUGAUAUGAAAUGAGCAUGGGCUGCAUGAACAAACUAAGCUAGAGUCUUCAUAGCGAAUUGACUCGGCGAGAAAUGAAUAUGCUUCGAAAACCAAAGUUGGGCGUUGUUACGCAUUUGUUUCACAUGAGGUGUAAGCUUACAGGUCGAUUAGAGCGCGGCUUUAAAUCUCGAGAAGUGAAACGCUUCUCUUACUGGACA